GAUCCGAGGAGACAGUGAGCUGUAGGUUGAGUGGAAGUCGGUGGAGUCACAUAUUAAAUCACAGGCUUCAUCUGAGGACUUACUUGACGUCCAGCUUUGCGUUGUUUUGUGUGUGUGUGUUGUUUUUUUCGCCUCUUUUGCCGGUUUAUAGGAUAUGUUGCUGCAUAUUUUUGACGUGCAGCCACAGGUUGACAGAUUUAAUCCAGUCACCAUGGAUUAUUCCUCUUCAUCUCGAGUCGACUGUCACUGACGAGAUCGAAAUGGGCACCAUUGAGAGAUCUCUGAUGAUUGAGAAAGAGACAAACUGAUCAUAUCAAGUGUGCGGAGACGCAGGCAACAUCUGUGUGAAGCGACGCAAAAUUUCGGGAGACAACCGAGGACCUGUGGAAGGAGCUAUAUGCAAGGAGGCGAAGCGAAAAGAUGACGGGAUGGCCGUGACAACAUGAAAAAGAAAAAGUGUGGUGCUCGAUUUUCAUCCAGCCAGUGAUUCAACACAACUAACCUGGGGGACAGGGACUGAGCGAGAAGAGGUAGGAGACAGGUGCGUGGCCACAGCAGUGACCAUGGAGCCUCCCCCCACUCUGAGCUUGGCUCUGCUCGGAGGGAGCGAGGAUGAGGACCAGCGCUUCCUCCUUCCCCUGGGCAGUAUAUCCCAUCCCUCCACCACUGGCAACCAGCCAGGAUCAAACCACUCCAACCACAUGGGAGGAUCAAGCCUCGACCGUCUAAAUGGCAGCACCCCGUCACCAUCCCCUGCCACGCCCAACUUGCCUCCAGCAUCGCUCCCCAAAUUGCCCCUGUCAUCCUCUGGAACCCAGCCUCUGCCCCCACCCAUCCCCAAUGCCCUGCACCCCACCAGCACCCCGCUCUCCUCCUGCCUGGGUUCGCAGCACAGCCUGAGUGGGGAUUCCCCGGUCUACAACGCCCUCUUUUACUCCUCCCACUCGCCCUCUAUGGAGCGGGAGAGGGACAGGGAGCGUGACAGGGAGAGGGGUUGCAAACACAGACAGGCCAGCCCUCUGGUUCACCGUAGGGACAGUAACCCCUUCACAGAGAUCGCCAUGAGCUCCUGUAAGUACACAGGUGGGGUCAUGAAGCCCCUGAGCCGCCUCAGCGCCUCCCGCAGAAACCUCUUGAAUCAGACAGCAGCAGCGAAACCAAAGAGGGUGGAGUUUCAGCUGUUGCCGGGGCGACGGCUGCUGGGGGGCAUGACCGACAGCGAGACCCCUCCUACCUCCUUGGUGGCCCAGUGCUCUACCAAUCAACCUCUAAUUCAGAGCCCCCCUGAGAUUGUGAUUUCAUCCAAAGAAGACUCGCCGUACCCCAGAGCCGGGUAUGAUAUCACGGACUCCACAUCCAACCAGAUGUCGAUCUACCACCAGAACCACACUCUGGUGGAGAGCAGGCGGGCACAGCCAGGGAGGGGAAGCAGGCAGGGAGGGGUUGGGGUGGUGGGCACUGGGGCCAGGGGCAGCACCUCCAAGGCCUCCAAACGGAAGAACCAAAACAUUGGCUAUAAACUGGGGCAUCGCAGGGCGCUUUUCGAGAAGAGAAAGAGGCUAAGUGACUAUGCCCUCAUCUUUGGAAUGUUUGGCAUUGUGGUCAUGGUGAUUGAGACGGAGCUGUCGUGGGGCGUGUACACCAAGAGCUCCAUGUAUUCUCUGGCCCUGAAGUGUCUGAUCAGUCUAUCCACAGUCAUACUGCUGGGCCUCAUCAUAGCCUACCAUGCACGGGAAGUUCAGCUGUUCGUCAUCGACAACGGAGCGGACGACUGGCGCAUCGCUAUGACUAUGGAGAGGGUUCUGCUGAUCGCUCUGGAGCUGCUGGUGUCUGCGGUGCACCCCGUGCCUGGGGACUUUAAGUUUCAGUGGCGGGCGCGGCUUGCUUUCUCGUAUACACCAUCGCAGGCCGAGGCUGACGUGGACAUGGUGCUGAGUGUACCCAUGUUCCUGCGCCUCUACCUCAUCGCCAGAGUAAUGCUUCUACACAGCAAACUCUUCACCGAUGCCUCCUCCAGGAGUAUAGGUGCCCUAAAUAAGGUGCAUUUUAACACACGGUUUGUAAUGAAAACCCUCAUGACUAUCUGCCCCGGGACGGUGCUGCUGGUCUUCAGCAUCUCUCUAUGGAUCAUUGCUGCCUGGACCGUACGAGUAUGCGAGAGGUAUCAUGAUGCCCAGGAUGUGACCAGUAACUUCCUUGGCGCCAUGUGGCUUAUAUCCAUCACUUUCUUGUCCAUCGGCUAUGGAGACAUGGUUCCUCACACCUACUGUGGCAAAGGAGUCUGUCUGCUCACAGGAAUCAUGGGUGCUGGCUGUACGGCUCUGGUGGUUGCUGUGGUAGCCAGGAAGCUGGAGCUGACCAAGGCUGAGAAACACGUACACAACUUCAUGAUGGACACGCAACUCACCAAGAGGAUAAAGAAUGCAGCGGCUAACGUGCUAAGGGAAACCUGGCUCAUCUACAAACACACCAAGCUGAUGAAGAAGAUCGACCACUCCAGGGUCCGCAAACACCAGCGGAAGUUUCUACAGGCCAUACAUCAAUUACGCAGUGUAAAAAUGGAGCAGAGGAAACUCAGUGAUCAGGCUAACACACUAGUGGACCUCUCAAAGAUGCAGAGCGUCAUGUAUGAGCUUAUGUCGGAGCUCAACGACCGCAGCGAGGACUUAGAGCGUCAGAUGCUGUCAUUGGAGCAACGGGUGGAGCAGCUCACCGCCGGCUUCAACACCCUGCCUGCCCACCUCUCGGCCACCCUCAGCGCCCAGCACGCCGCCCUGGUCCACUUGCUUCGAGAGAGGGAUGCGAGGGAUGGCAGAGGAGGUGGUGGAGGAGGUGCUGUGGUCCCACUGUCCCCAGCUGCCUCUUUAACCACUGCUCCAACUUCAGUUUCUCCAGUCCAGGUCGCAUCUCCAGUGCUGCCCCCAUCCCAGGUCCCUACUUUGGCCUUGGAGUCCCCUCAGUCGCCCCCACCACUGAGCCCAGAAGAGAGCCUGGAGGCCAGUCCCAACCUCAACACCUGCACUUCUAGCUGCUGAAGACAGCUCUGAGGACGAGGAGAAGACAAAUAUGGAAAUGAAACAGGGAGAGUGUGGGGGUGGGGGGGCCUGUGCUAGUCCUCUCACUUCAGACUUAAGGAGAGGAACGAGGAGGGAGGUGGGAGGUGAUCCUCUGAAACUAACACUCCAUGAGGGAGGGACAGGAUGUGACUAUGAGGAAAAAUAAUAGGAUUAAGAUGGAGGGCCAGUAUGAACGAUGAGACAUGUUAGGGACUUUGGGGCGCUUUCCCUGACGAGGGAAGGAGAAGAAAAAUGGAGAUAAAAUGGAGACUCUAAAAGGUGUGUGUGUGGGGGGAGGGGGAGGGGGGUUGUCAAGAGGGUGAGAAAUGGAGGUAGAGAGGAUGAAGAGGUGGAAGGAGAGAGAACGAGAAAUAAUUAGGAAUAAUUAUAUGAACUCAGAGCUCCUAAAUGGAAUCACUCAUACUGAAAAAGGCCUUUAUUUCUCUCUCUAUCUCUCUCUCUUUCCUCCCCCCCUCUCCCUAUCCCUCUCUCCUUUCAUCAGGAAUUAAUGACCAUGACUUUUUAUCCUUAUGAUGUAUUUUCUAUCUGAAUGCUAAUUGUGUGUUAACGAGCAUCCCUUUAACAGAAGGUUCGAUCAAUACGACCAUGGUAAAAAAACUAGUGGCAUGCGCCAUACACACACACACACACACAGACACGUAUAAAUACACACACAACAUAUAUCAACACGCCAUCCAUGCAAUACAAGUUAACACAGCACAAACAUCUUUUACAAUGCAGGCCCUAUUUAAACUCACACAAACAAAUGAAUGCAGCAGCCCACAAUAUAAUACUAAAGCCUAUACUGCCAAGCACUCAAUGCACUGUCAAUCUCCACAGACCACUGCCAAGCGAUGUGGACACACUGUAAGAAAUGUUCAUCCAAACGACUUAUCUUUUGUGGGUGUGAGCUAAUGCAGUAGUUUAGACUUACAAUGCAUAGUUGUGACAUUUUAACUACUCCGUUGGGAGAAUCAUAACCAUUCAUUGAACUACACAAAUCAAGUUGAAUUUAGUUGGCAUGACACUGAGAGCCAUGACUCAUCAUAACAUGUGUUUGUGAUGAGGAAGACAGAAGCAGAUGAUAAAACAACCUAAUACAACUACAAUAGGACUUCAUUACUGCAUUUAUGGAAUUACAGAUUAUGUUGAACUGAUGUUUAAGUGUAUUUGUAGGUUUGCUGUAUUGAAAUGAGUCUUUAAACAUUUUUUGAUCGUUUAAUUUAUGUGAAUGUUUCUUAUGAAACCCUCAGAAAAAUUAUAGUUGUAUCAAGUGCAUUAAUACUGGGAUGGUUGUUGCAAGAAAGAAUAGAUAACAACAUUUAUUAAACUGGCAUUUCAAUCUGGUUGAUUAAUUUUGAAGGUGGUAUCACAACUAUGAAACACUGACUACAAGAACGAGCCUUGCACAAACCUAAUGCUCCACAUUUGGUGUGUUCUCAUUUCUUGUUGUUAGAUUUACUGGAGUCUAUCUACCGACAGGUCUGCUGCAGACAGUUAAAAUAACAGUCAAAAUGUUAUCCAUCAAUAAUAAAUUAUCUGCUUAUUCUUUUACUUAGAUUUGGCUUACAGUAAGUCAGGGGAAUCUGACUGACUGGGAUGCUAUAGUAUCUGUUGUUUUGCUUUCGUUCUCUGAAAAAAAUGUUAGAAUUACUAAAAUAUGGAUUUUUACAUUAGUAAUUUAAUUCACUUGGGAGAGGAAAUUACUUAGCUGUGUGAUUAUAAGUUGAUGUGAUUAAUAUUUUUUUCAGUGUUUGGUUGGGUCUAUGACCCUUUAUGAAGGGAAGAAGACCUUACAUACUGCCAUUAUUUUUCAAGCUUGCAGUCCCAAAACAACGCACUGUUAACAUGAAUGUAUUCUGUGUAAAGAAAAACACUCUCGCUUGCUCGAUCACUUAAACUGCCACGCAGACAGAGGAACAGACACCCCCACACACGUACACAGAUAUAAACACACCUCGACAACCAAAGUGCUCUCUCUUUAAAUGGACUUCAAUAAGAGGCAGGGAACAUUGCUGUCACUGGGGACAAAAGAUAGCAGGAGGCGUUGCAGAUAUCUUGACAAUAUUUCUGAGGGAAUAACUGUGAAAAUCUGGGCAUGGACUUGUUACAGUGCUGUACAAGGAAUGCUCUUCACUGCUUUAAAACAGAUCAAGGUGGACUACGGAUGAACACAAGGGAACACAAAUUAACCUUAUAAAGGAUAAAUGGCCAUGAAGGAACAGCUGUUUAUGAAAUAAAUACAACAUAGAAACAAAGAUUAUAAUGGUGUGAUGGGGAAAAAGACAAGCCUAUCCUUGCAUUGGAGACAAUAUCGAAAACUGUCUUAUAGCGACACGCUGUGGCCGAAAAACUGAAUUACAUACGCUUGGAAUAUUGUAUAGUAUGCUGUUAACGAAAUCUAGCUUUGUAUUGCUUAGUCUUUUCUACCAUUAUGAUUAAACGCAGUUCUAGCUGAUAUCUAAUAUUACUAAACUAUAGUAUUCUUCUCAUUCAUCAUGACAAUUAUGAUAUAUGUAUUAACAAUACGUUAAAUAAUUAUGAACAAGGAAAGUGCCGUUUGAGGUUGAAAUUAUUUUGUAAUUUUAUUUUAUCAGAGAGAAUUAAUAAAGUAUAUAUCUAUAACAUUAUAGCUUCCAUGUUUUCUGUGUCGCUAUUAUGUAUUCUAUUAUUUAUUUUUAUGUUUAUUUAUUUAAAAUUGCUUUAGAAAAAUAAAACGCACUUUAUUGUAGGCCUACAGUUCACGCAGUACAGGUUGGAUGGUUUCAUUCCGUUUCAUUCAAUUUCCUGUGUGACAGCAGAAAGCACAUUUUGUAGGUAAUUUUGUGCGUCCCCAAACCGGAGGAAUUUACCGGACACAACCUACUGUAACAAACUAAGUUUCGAGUUGGCUAUUUUACAUAUUUAUAAGAGUGUGAGAGCGGCCAACUUACUUCUGGAGCACAAUAAAGUUGUGUAUAUUGUGUUUGUAACGAAAAAAUUAAGAGAGUUAUUUUUGCACCGAUGUGAAGGAUGUUUACAUUCAUGGACGACCAUCAGGACGCUAUGGAUUCAAACCACAGUAUAUGA
Micropterus salmoides (largemouth bass) is the source of this 6125-nucleotide messenger RNA. It is a transcript of the gene kcnn3, whose product is annotated as potassium intermediate/small conductance calcium-activated channel, subfamily N, member 3. Gene Ontology annotation, cellular component: neuronal cell body; neuron projection; plasma membrane. The record is from RefSeq and is a predicted model, not a curated record. Lineage: Eukaryota; Metazoa; Chordata; Actinopteri; Centrarchiformes; Centrarchidae. Gene Ontology annotation, molecular function: calmodulin binding; small conductance calcium-activated potassium channel activity. Gene Ontology annotation, biological process: potassium ion transmembrane transport.